This is a messenger RNA of Seriola aureovittata, 9942 nucleotides long. It is a transcript of the gene abcc9, whose product is annotated as ATP-binding cassette, sub-family C (CFTR/MRP), member 9. The record is from RefSeq and is a predicted model, not a curated record. The transcript has 41 exons. NCBI's taxonomy places the organism in Eukaryota, Metazoa, Chordata, Actinopteri, Carangiformes, Carangidae. Bases 30 to 4817 code for a protein of 1595 amino acids. Gene Ontology annotation, cellular component: membrane. Gene Ontology annotation, biological process: potassium ion transport; transmembrane transport. Gene Ontology annotation, molecular function: ABC-type transporter activity; ATP hydrolysis activity; sulfonylurea receptor activity.
AGGCUUGUGUGGAGCAGUUGGGUGGUGGCAUGGCCUUGUCGUUUUGCGGCAACGACAAACGUAUGAAUGCCUACAGCGUGGAAGAGGGCGUGCUGAACAAUGGCUGCUUUGUGGACGCUCUCAACCUGGUCCCCCAUGUCUUCCUACUCUUCAUUACCUUCCCCAUCCUCUUCAUCGGUUGGGGAAGUCAAAGCUCUAAGGUCCAGAUCCAUCACAACACAUGGCUUCAUUUCCCCGGCCACAACCUGAGGUGGAUCCUCACCUUCUCCCUGCUGUUUGUCCAUGUCUGCGAGUUUGCAGAAGGCAUCGUCUCCAGCAAGACGAUGGGAACGAAUCACCUCCAUCUCUACAUGCCAGCAUUCAUGGGUUUUGUAGCAGCAACAACAUCAGUGGUUUAUUACCACAACAUAGAGACAUCCAACUUUCCCAAACUGCUGCUUGUUCUUUUCAUUUACUGGGUGUUGGCGUUCAUCACAAAGUCCAUUAAGCUUUGGAAGUACGCAGAGUACAGCGUCGGACCACGGUACCUGAGGUUCUGUAUCACAGCCAUGUUAGUGAUCCUGUAUGGACUACUAAUGGCUGUGGAGAUCAACGUCAUACGAGUCAGAAAAUACGUAUUCUUCGCCAAUCCUCAGAAGGUGAAGCCACCAGAAGAUUUACAGGAUUUGGGGGUUCGCUUCCUGCAGCCGUUUGUAAACCUGCUCUCCAAGGCAACAUAUUGGUGGAUGAAUCCUCUCAUCAUGGGAGCCCAUAAAAGGCCCAUAGAGCUGAAGAAGAUCGGCAAGCUGCCCAUCGCCAUGAGAGCCCUCACCAACUACCUGCGGCUCAAAGACGCCUACGAGGAUCAGAGGACACCGGAGGACCCGGACCGAGCGCCGUCUAUCUGGCGCUCCAUGUAUCGAGCUUUUGGACGUCCCAUCCUGCUCAGCAGCACCUUCCGUUACCUGGCGGACCUGCUGGGCUUCGCUGGGCCGCUCUGCAUCUCUGGUAUUGUGAAGUACCUGAAGGUGGAUAAUGGCACUGCCACAGCUGACGACAACGCGGAUGGUGGGACUUACUUUGGCGUCCACUUCAUGUCUUCUUCUAAGCUGCUGCAGAACACCUCAGUCCUGGCCGUCCUCCUCUUCCUGGCUUUAAUCCUGCAGAGGACCUUCUUACAGGCUUCCUACUACGUUACCAUAGAAACCGGCAUCAACCUGCGGGGAGCCCUGCUGGCCAUGAUUUACAAUAAGAUCCUGCAUCUGUCCACCUCCAACAUGUCAAUGGGGGAGAUGACUCUGGGGCAGAUCAACAACCUGGUCGCCAUAGAGACCAACCAACUGAUGUGGUUCCUCUUCCUCUGUCCCAACCUGUGGGCCAUGCCGGUGCAGAUUGUGAUGGGAGUGAUCCUGCUGUACUAUUUACUGGGCUGGAGCGCCCUGGUUGGAGCAUCUGUCAUCGUCCUGCUGGCUCCGCUCCAGUACCUAAUAGCUACAAAGCUGGCUGACACACAAAAAAUCACACUAGAACACUCCACAGAUCGUCUGAAGAAGACCACAGAGAUCUUAAAGGGCAUAAAGCUGCUGAAGCUGUACGCCUGGGAGAACAUCUUCUGUGACAGCGUGGAGGAGACCAGAAGCAAAGAGCUCACCAGCCUCAAGACCUUCGCGUUCUACACGUCUUUGUCAAUUUUUAUGAAUGCUGCUAUUCCCAUUGCUGCCGUUCUUGCGACGUUCGUGAUGCAUCACUUCAUCAAUAAAACCGGUCCCACUCCCUCUGAGGCCUUCGCAGCUCUGGCCUUGUUCCACAUCCUGGUCACCCCUCUCUUCCUGCUCUCCACUGUGGUCAGGUUUGCUGUGAAGGCUCUGGUCAGUGUCCAGAAGCUCGGAGAGUUUCUUCAGAGUGAUGAAAUUGGAGACGACAGCUGGAGAAAUGGAGACAUAUCUGUUUCCUUGGAAGCUGGAAAAAAACACCUUGGGGCGACCAAAGCCAUCAACAGGAAGCAGCCAAUGCGUUACCAGAUGGACAACUACGAGCAGCCGACCAGGCGUCAGAUGAGACCCACGGAGACGGAGGAUGUGGCUGUAAAGGUGAGUAAUGGAUUCUUCACCUGGGGAAGCAACCUGUCCACGUUGUCGGACAUCAACAUCCGCAUCCCGACAGGUCAGCUGACAAUGAUUGUGGGCCAGGUGGGUUGUGGGAAAUCUUCCUUGCUGCUGGCCAUGCUCGGUGAGAUGCAGACUAUCGACGGAAGAGUCUACUGGAGCAAACUGCCUGAUUGUGAGAUGAUCCACGAGGGGAACAUAAGUUGGUCAGAGACAGAGGAGUCUGACGAAGACAUCAGGAGCAAGAACAGAUACUCCGUGGCCUACGCUACCCAGAAGUCCUGGCUGCUCAACGCUACAGUGGAGGAAAACAUCACGUUCGGCAGCCCCUUCAGUAAACAGAGGUACAAAGCCGUGAUUGACGCCUGCUCUCUGCAGCCAGACAUUGACCUGUUGCCCUUUGGAGACCAAACCGAGAUUGGAGAGAGGGGCAUCAACCUGAGUGGAGGUCAGAGACAGAGAAUCUGUGUGGCCAGAGCUCUCUACCAGAACACCAACAUCGUCUUCUUGGAUGAUCCGUUCUCUGCGUUGGACAUCCACCUCAGCGAUCACCUGAUGCAGGAAGGAAUCCUCAAGUUUCUGCAGGACGAUAAACGGACUGUGGUCCUGGUCACCCAUAAACUGCAGUACCUGAUUCACGCAGACUGGAUCAUAGCCAUGAAAGAUGGCUCCAUCCUGAGGGAGGGAACCCUGAAAGACAUUCAGACUCAUGACGUUGAGCUUUAUGAUCACUGGAAAACCCUGAUGAACAGACACGACCAGGAGCUGGAGAAGGACAUACAGCAGGACAGUCAAACAACACUGGAGAGGAAAACCCUGAGGAGAGCUUUCUACUCCAGAGAGGCCAAGAACCAAAUAGAUGAUGAGGAUGAAGAGGAAGAAGUGGAGGAGGAAGAUGACGACAACUUGUCGACGACCACCAACAGACGAUCAAAAAUCCCAUGGAAGGUGUGCUGGUGUUACAUGUCCUCCGGUGGUUUCUUCAUGGUCUUCCUGAUGGUGUCCUGUAAACUCCUCAAACACUCCGUCAUUGUUGCCAUUGACUACUGGCUGGCUCUCUGGACGUCCUCCAAAACCAAUCAAAGUAUGUCCGGUGAACCGUCGUAUGGAACCGGCCUGGCCAACAGCAGUAACACCACCCAGGGUUUCUCGGAGGCUGAGAAGGACGCCUACUAUCUGCCAGUGUUCAUCAUCCUGUGUGCAGCUGGUAUCACUUUGUGCCUCAUCACCUCUCUCACCGUGGAGUUUCUGGGUCUUUCUGCAGCCACCAACCUGCAUCACAACCUGCUCAACAAGAUCAUCCACGCCCCCAUCAGGUUCUUUGACAUCACUCCCCUGGGACAGAUCCUCAACAGAUUCUCAGCUGACACCAACAUCAUUGACCAGCAUAUUCCUCCCACGCUGGAGUCUUUGACGAGAUCCACGUUACUCUGCUUGUCGGCCAUCGGGGUCAUAUCUGUCAUCACUCCGCUCUUUCUGAUCGCCUUGGUUCCCCUGACGAUCGCCUUCUACUUCAUCCAGAAGUACUUCCGGGUGGCCUCCAAGGACCUCCAGGACCUUGAUGACUCCACACAGCUUCCUCUGCUCUGCCACUUCUCUGAGACUGCAGAGGGUCUCACCACAAUAAGAGCAUUCAGACAUGAGGCUCGUUUUAAACAGCGGAUGCUGGAGCUGACGGACACCAAUAACACAGCUUAUCUGUUUCUGUCCGCGGCCAACCGCUGGCUGGAGGUCCGCACGGACUACCUUGGAGCAGUGAUAGUGCUGACGGCAGCUGGAGCCUCCAUAUUGAGUUUGAAGUUUGAUGUGCCCUCCGUGGGCCUGGUGGGCCUCGGACUCACCUACGCCCUCACUGUCACCAACUACCUGAACUGGGUCGUGAGGAACCUGGCGGAUCUGGAGGUCCAGAUGUCGGCUGUGAAGAAGGUCAACAGCUUCCUCAGCACAGAGUCCGAGAACUACGAGGGAUCUAUGGACACCUCUCAGGUGCCUGAGAACUGGCCCCAGGACGGUGAGAUAAAGAUCCAGGACCUGUGUGUGCGCUACGAUCCCAUGCUCAAACCAGUGCUCAAACACGUCAACGCCUACAUCAAACCGGGCCAGAAGGUGGGAAUCUGCGGUCGCACAGGCAGCGGGAAGUCCUCUCUGUCCUUGGCCUUCUUCAACAUGGUGGAUAUUUUCGAAGGGAAGAUAGUCAUCGACGGGAUCGACAUCUGUAAACUUCCUCUGCAGACUCUGAGGUCGCGACUAUCCAUCAUCCUCCAGGAUCCUGUGUUGUUUAGUGGAUCAAUAAGGUUUAAUCUCGACCCAGAGAGAACGUGCACCGACGAUCGGCUCUGGGAGGCGCUAGAGAUCGCCCAGCUGAAGAACAUGGUGAAGGCGCUGCCUGGAGGACUAGACGCGGUCGUGACAGAAGGCGGCGAGAACUUCAGUGUCGGUCAGAGGCAGCUCUUCUGUUUGGCCAGAGCUUUUGUCAGAAAGAGCAGCAUCCUCAUCAUGGAUGAAGCCACAGCAUCUAUAGACAUGGCCACGGAGAAUAUCUUACAGAAAGUCGUGAUGACUGCGUUCGCAGACAGAACAGUCGUGACGAUCGCACACCGAGUCCACACCAUCCUAACAGCUGAUCUGGUCAUCGUGAUGAAGCGGGGGAACAUUUUGGAGUACGACAAACCCGAGACUCUUCUGGAGCAGGAGGACGGGAUGUUUGCUUCGUUCGUCAGAGCUGACAUGUAGAGGCGCACAGAUCAGCGUUCAUUCAGAUCAGUUGGUUGAUCUACUCCUUUAUUUUUCUUUUUUUACUUUGAGCUGGACCGACCUCUGUGACACCGAAACUCUCCAGCGAAGCCGAUAAUACACUGUUUCUUUAACGAGAAGCUUCUCUGUGUUCUCAGUGCAUCCAGAGACACCAUCAGUCACCAGCUGCUGUGUUUGAUACAGUUGAAUUCUGCCUUUUUGAGACACACGCCAUUUAUUUAUACAACCGAUCAACUGACCAUCGAGUCCAUCAAUUGGUUUUUCCAAUUUUCACAAUGAUGCUGUAGGAAUUUCGCAAAAGCACAGAUCAGCAACAUUUAAGCAACCAGUGUUAAGAGUGUAAAGGUCAAAAAAUAGAUAAAAAUAAAUAUUUCUGUUAAAUUAUGAUGCUAAUGACUAAUGAAACGUACCCUGCGAGUGGCAGCUGGUCACCAACAUCGUUAAACGUUGAUAUUUGGUUGAACGCAGGUUGUGACGUCAGGUGACCAAAACUCAAGGUCAGGACAAUGUUUAUUUGAUGUAGAAUAUUUGGUUGGUUUUUAAGUAGGUUAGUAGCCAAAAUCCAACGUCUUCCAAGCGUCUCGUGCCAGCGUCAUCUGGACGUAUAAAAUUACUGACAUUCUGGUCGUGAGCGAAACCAAACGUCUGCUAAACGUCACAAUGGAAUUAGUCAACGCUGCAUUUUGUUGUCAACCCGAUUUUCAUUUUCAACCAAAAUUUAAGGUCCGUCCGACAUUAGAGUCGUUAGAGUCCAACGUCUUUCUGAAGUUACAUUGACGUCCGGUGCCUGUUGAGAAACUACAAGAUCAUAUCGACAAUAACAGACACGAUUUGAAGGGUUGGCCGUUUUCUCACUCGCCUCUCGUGCUGCCAGGCCAUGCAAAGAAUUUGGGUGUUUGCUUUUUGUCCAGGUUUUAAAUUUUCCACCAUCAGCCCAAUACAAUAGCCUCUAUUGUACAGUAGCCUCUAUUGUAUUGGGCUGAUGGUGAUGAAAUGAAAUUGAAGCAUGGAAAACUCCUUCCAACCUCUAUCUCUGUGCUUUGAUUCACAGCAGCAAAGACAUUGUCUCUGUAAAGACGCGCUGCGGUUGAAUUUUGUAAAUGCUGUGAGCAUCCAAACGAAAUUCCAUUUACUUCCAUUGCGCUGGUGGUUGUGGAGAUACAGAAACAGAUACCAGAAAACCUGGACAAAUAAAACCAAAACUCUCUGCAUAAACAGGUACCGCUAAAGGUCGGUGAGGAAUUUUUAUUUUUCAUUUGUUCAGUUACGUCUUUUUAAUGAUGUUGCUCUUUAACCGUGAGGUCGCACUGUGCACAUCAGUUCACAUACUUACAGUAUUUUCAGUCUUUCUCAUUGUCAACAUAUCACAUGAAAGACUGAACCAAUAAUCAAUACCAACAGGCAGACUAAUAUUGAACCAUUCACUUAACAUAUUUAUUUCUGAGCUGGUUUAAAGAUUUACAUCUUCAGUCGGAACCAAUGGACUCGAGGUUGAGAGCUACAGACUAAAAUCUGCUGGUUUUGUCUUUUUCAGGGGGAUUUUGUGAACAAUAAGAAGAAUAAUAAAGAAAUAAUGGGUUUGAUGGUUGAUUUGAUUUUUACAGUGUAAAUUGCUGAAUUUAAAAUCUCACUGUAUCUGAGUUGAAUAGUUUUGGAUUGAGCUGAACUAUCAGGUCCUGCAAGGAUCUUUUUAUAUUGAUAGAAUUUUAAAAGUCUUUAAUUAUCUUGUGUAAGAAAAAAAAAAAAAAAAACUAAACAUUUGUUACCUUCUUUUAGAUUAUGCAGCACUUGUAUCAGUGUAUACUCUUUAUCACUUGUAUUAUGCAAUAAUGAGGAACGGAGGAAGUUGUUUUUUUUAAAUGCUUUUUAAAUAAUGAUUGAAUGUGUCAUGUGCCAGUGUUUGUGCGCUGCAUGCAUCAAUGCACUGUGCAACUCUCGCUGUAAAGGAUUUUAAACCUGAAUAUUUUAAAAGUCUGAUGCCGCAUUCACAUGACGUCAGGAGUUUGGGGGAAAGGACAGGAUGACAUAUCUUUGCUCCAACUUGAAGCCAAAUCCGUUGUAAGGUCGAUGAACCCGGCGGUUUGUGUUUCAUCAACCGAAGCCUUCCUCUUCUGAACAAGUUUGACAAAGGGAUUCUUGCUUCGGUGGAUUUGCUGCCGUCUUUUCCGCCUGUUUUGGAUCAUUUCCUGCAACCAACGAGGAGACAUCAGACCUCACAAAGUGCUCCUCCAACUUGGGAUUUCCACCACAAGACUGACUUUUACGUCUUUCCCCAGUUGGACGUCAGCAGCAGCCAAAACUGCCACAAUCAGAAAACGAAGGGAGUGUCACAUCUUUGCAAACUUUGGUGGAGAGAAGGCGAAAGUUUACCAGAAACAAAAAGAAACUUUUCAUGUUUACACAGGAGAAAUGGUUGAUUUAAGACCAAAUCUAUGUUUCCUUAUUGAGUAGUAUUUCUGAGAAAGCACAUUUUUGUUCCAAAAUAAAUCAGGACUAGUUAUGAAAGAAUUUGAAACAAGUAAAAACUGAUUAUAUUUUUGGCAGACGAUUUCAAAAGCGGAUUUGUAAAAGUUGGGAUUUUGUUUCUGGUAUACUACGGCCUAUGUUUUCCUGACACUUGGUUCUAUCAGUUGUAUUUCUAUGCCGACACUAGUACAAACACUGUAGGGUGUCACGGCUCGGUCCGAAGCCGGUGGACCCGCUGUCUGUCUGCGGUCAUGCUUUGCUGAACAUAUUAUCCUCUGGGACAAUAGACACCAAAACACGAGCUCCCAUCACAUUGAGAGAUGUUGAAUAAUUUAAUGAUUUAAACGGCUGCAGGUAAAAUAAAAGGUGCUGCUCAUAGCGACAACCUUGUUUUUUAGCCUCUUUUAGCUUCUUGUUUUGUUUUUUCCAGUCCACAAACUCUGCUGUCAUCAGCCUCAUGGAGGGCUGAGCAGCUGAAGAGGCAGAUGUUUCUCUGAGCUCAAAGCAGAGUGAACAUUAAUCAGCCAAACAUGAAACACAACCCAGAAUGAUGCUGAAGAUGUAGAUGUGUCAUUUGUGGAGAUAAAGUCAAAAAAUUACCUUUUAAAAAGUCCCUAUGUUUUUGUUUUGGCUCAAGAGUCUUUGAGCUAAAAUAUCAUUGGAGUCAAUCGGAGAGUCGAUGAGCUCUUAAAUAGUGACAUCAUGUGAAAGUCGACACGUUCGUCUGCGUUUAAAUGUAUAAAAUAUCUGAGAAGUGAAAUCAAGGAAGCCAAAAUAUACAAAUAAUGCAGCUUUAACACAACAUCAAUAACAGAUUAAAGUGCGGGGUGAUGCUGCAGUGCUCCAUGGGACUUGUAGUUUACAUGGGUUUUAUGUGAAAACUUAUAAAAGUCCACACAGACAGUUGUCAGGGCUUUUACUUCCAUAACUAGCUUUUAGGAUUUUAGGAUUAUAAUUACAUGACCCUCACAAACAGAAAGAUAGAAGUGACUAUUCCUUUAUUUCCGAUUCAUGUUUAUUCGUUAUCUGGUGGAGAGCCAACAACGUGUUAGCUUAGCUUAGCAUAAAGACUGGAAACAGGGUGAAAACAGCCACAUGUGGUGUUUAAGACGCACGAAAAUCAAAGUUAUGAAAACAACACUUGCCUUUGUUUUGUGGGAGGUUAUUAGCCAGACUAUUAUGUAAUAAUAUCAUAUUCCAGUUCAUGUUUUUAUAAGGAUCCAUCAGUCAAUUUAUUAGUUUACAAUUCUCUCUUUAUUUUUGCAUUAGAAACCAGUUUGUGCUUCUACUGAGGCAAAUUUACACACAACUGCCAACAUAGGUUUUUCUAGAAUCACUGGUUCCGUCUCUCUGGGAGUGGUGCUAUUGUCCCUUUGUAUUAUUGUGUAUUGAUUAUACUUUGCUUUUUAAAUGAGAUUGUGAAAUCACUUUGUACUGUACAGACUGAAUGCCAAAAAGAUUCUUUUGCCACAAUUUCAACAUCUUCUUUUUUUGUUUUUUACUGAGGCUCUCAGAUGUGUCAUCUCAACAUGUUGCCACUUCAGUUUUGCAGCUGGGUGGUUUUUCCAUUCUUACACAACUGCUUUAGUCUCAUGUAGAGCUGAUACGUCCACGUCUGAUUUAUUGAUCAUGAGCGUGGAAGCUAUAGCUGCAGUUUGUUUUUCCUUCUCUCAUUUUUGUGGCUCAAACUAAAACCUUUAACUCCGGACUCAUCCUCAAACAUCUGCCUCUCUCUGCGUCUUCCUCUUCACUGUUAUUUUUUCUUGGUUUUUUUUUUUCUUCUUUUUUAUCUUUUGUCUCUGCAGUUGCUCCAAGUUCUGCUUCUCCAUCUUCUCCUCUCUUAAUGACAGACUGUUCUUCCUCUUCUUUGAUCCUGAUUCAGCCGCCAUUUUUUUUUCUGCCCCUUGGCUACGAGUUAGAUUCAUAAAUCUUUUUUGUUUAGUUUAGUGUGUGUCUGUGUGUGUGUGUGCACGUGCGUGUGUGUGUGCGUCCACCAGUCAGUACCUUCAGACCGCUGCCUUGUAAAUUCUUCAUUUCACACCGAAGCAUAUUUGUCUUUGAGAGGACGUCAGGGCAAAUUAUGAGACAAUACACACAAAGGAGAAAAGCGGAAAGACAAAUUAUUUUCUUUUCUAGAGUUUUAAGAAACUUGAUGAAAAAGCAGGACCUAUGUUUCUGUGUCGAAAAGUGUUAAUAUUUCUGCAAAGCAGCUGCGUGUUUUCUCUUAAAUCUUAAGUGGAAAAAACUAAUUUCAGAUAUUUUUAUCAUCUCCUGUUUCAAUUUUAGUUUGGGGGAAACAAACAAAUGUAAAGUGUCAUUUUUUCAUAUCAGUGGAAAUGAGGGUGAAUUUCCACUUUGGCGCGAACACUAUCAGAGCUAUGCAGACACUUUUCUCUCUUCUCUUGAAUGCACAUUUGACUGUUAGCAAAAUGAAAAUAUCAUUUCCACACGCACAGGUCAAGUUGAGGUCUUUUUUUUUUUUUUUUAAAUAAAUCAAAAAGUAUGUAAAUGUACAUUCUGUAUGUAGUCGCCUGUGUAUCCAAGGAUUUCUAAACAUAUAGCAAAGUAUUAUUAUGUGUGCCUCAUUUUUCUUUUUUUUUACAUUUGAAAUAAUGAUAAUAAAAUGGUUCUGAGUGAA